AUGGCCGGCCCUCCGUCCUCCCGCCCCGGCUGGUUCGCCGUCCCGGCCCCCGUCCGCGAGCUCUUCAAGCUCUUCCCCCUCGCCACCCUCCCGCCCGAGUCCCUCCCCGAACGUAGCCCUGAGCCCUCCUUGUCGUCUUCAUCUCGCGCUCGGCCGCGCCUCUAUGUAUUUGCGAGGACGUGGGAGGACGCCAGCAAUGGCCGGCCGAGCUUCAAUCCCCAAUGCCUCAAGUGGCAGACAUUCCUCCGUAUCGCCGGCGUAGACGUCGACCUCGUCCCCUCCAACAACCACGCCUCUCCCUCCGGCGCCCUGCCCUUCCUCCUCCCUCCCACAACAACAGCAACAACAACACCAACAUCAUCCUCCCCCGAAAAGGAAUCAGCAAAGCCUGCUCCCGCUAGCAAGACCACAGCAACAACAACAACAUCAACCAUCCCCCUCACAGGCGCCAAGAUCCACCGCUACGCUCAAGACCACGCAACCACCGCAACCUCCCCCGACGCGCCCCCCUCCCGCACCGAAGCCUACGAAGCCCUCCUCUCACAAAGUCUUCGUCCCGCAUGGCUCUACGCCCUCUACCUCCACCCAUCAAACACCCCCCUCCUCAAAACCCUCUACCUGCCCGCCUCCCCGAUCCUCCACCUCCCCGCCCUCCACGCCCUCCGCGACGCCGCCGCCUCCGAGAUCCUAAAGACCACCCGCUCCCCGUCAAUCUCCCCGCCGCAGCUCCUCGCCGACGCCACAGACGCCCUGCGCGCCCUCUCGACCUUGCUCGCCGGCGACGAAUGGUUCUUUGGCCGUCCCGACCCGGGCCUCUUCGACGCCGAGGUGUUUGCCUACACGUGGCUCAUUCUGGAUGAAGAAUUUGGCUGGGCCGCCGCGGCGAAGGCGGCGGAGGAGGAGGAGGAGGAGGAGGAGGAAAGUUUUGCGCUUGCAGAGGGCUUGGCUGGGUUCGACAACUUGGUCAGCCAUAGGAGGAGGCUGUAUGAGCGGUGUUGGCCUGAAGCAGUCGGGCAAGCACACUAG
Trichoderma reesei QM6a is the source of this 1026-nucleotide messenger RNA. RefSeq lists its product as uncharacterized. Gene Ontology annotation, biological process: mitochondrion organization. The transcript has 3 exons. NCBI's taxonomy places the organism in Eukaryota, Fungi, Ascomycota, Sordariomycetes, Hypocreales, Hypocreaceae. The coding region runs from base 1 to 1026 and encodes 341 amino acids. Gene Ontology annotation, cellular component: SAM complex. The record is from RefSeq and is a predicted model, not a curated record.